This is a messenger RNA of Scomber scombrus (Atlantic mackerel), 2450 nucleotides long. It is a transcript of the gene mpnd, whose product is annotated as MPN domain containing. Gene Ontology annotation, biological process: double-strand break repair. NCBI's taxonomy places the organism in Eukaryota, Metazoa, Chordata, Actinopteri, Scombriformes, Scombridae. Gene Ontology annotation, cellular component: BRISC complex; BRCA1-A complex. Bases 154 to 1530 code for a protein of 458 amino acids. The transcript has 13 exons. The record is from RefSeq and is a predicted model, not a curated record. Gene Ontology annotation, molecular function: metallopeptidase activity; polyubiquitin modification-dependent protein binding.
CAUUUUAUGUUUUUGAAUAAUAGCCGGAGCUAGUGUGGCGAAGUGUGUAGCUAUCUGUGAAAUCAGCCCGGAGCUCAACCCUCCGCACAGCCUCUAGCGCCCUGGAAAGGAGCCGCUUUUGACCGAGUUGGAUUUAAAGGCGCUUUCAGAGAUAUGGACUCAGAACCACCAAGCUCUCCACAGGUGGUGGAGGAUGGAGGUGAGGAGGAUGAGGAGGAGAUGAGCGGAGGGGAGGAAGCAGACUUGCGGUCCAGCUCUGGCCGAGGGUCCCUGCUGACCCGGAGAGGCAUCACCCUGCGAGUUCUGCUGAAAGAUGGCCUAGUGGAGCCGGGGGAUGGCGUGCUGGCCAUCCACUACCUGGGUAAGAACUUUGUGGGGGACCUGUUGAAUGAUGGGAAAAUCCGAUGGGUGGAGACGGGCCAGAUCUUCAACUCUCCUAGCGCCUGGGCAACGCACUGCAAGCGUCUGGUCAACCCAGCCAAGAAGUCUGGCUGCGGCUGGGCAUCUGUGCGCUACAGGGGACAGAAGCUGGUCCAGUACAAAACCACCUGGCUACACAAGUACCAACCCAGCGCAGACAUGAGCCUGGUGAGUGAGGAGGAUGAUGAUGAGGAUGAAGAAGAAGGGAAAACGGCUGUGCAGGCAGAUGAGAAGAACAAAAACACCAAACUUGGAUUACAUGACGUUAUGGUUUCAAGGAGAACUGACAGAGAGCGGAUUCCUGUCAGAUAUUGCACCUUGGGCACCAGGGAUGCUGCCAGAGAUCCACACACACUGGUGGAGCUGUCAGCCUUCUCAGCCAUCAACAGAUUCCAGCCUUUCAAUGUAGCCGUGUCCAGUAAUGUACUGCUGCUAAUGGACUUCCACUGUCACCUGACCACGAGUGAGGUAGUGGGAUACCUCGGAGGACGAUGGGACACCAAUACACAACUGUUGACAGUCUUAAGGGCUUUUCCCUGUCGAACCAGGCUGGCUGACAGAGACUCUGCUUCUGCUGUUGAGGAGGAGAUCUGUCAGAACCUGUUCAUGCGUGGGUUGUCGUUGGUGGGCUGGUACCACAGCCACCCGCGAGGUCCGGCCCUGCCGUCUCUGCAGGACAUUGACUCUCAGAUGGACCACCAGCUGAGGCUGCAGGGUUCUAACAAUGGCUUCCAGCCCUGCCUGGGCAUAAUCUGCGGACCAUACUAUCACGGUAAUCAAGGUGUGGCGUCCACAAUAACCCCAUUCUGGGUCGUACCACCUCCUGAGGUGAGGACACAGCAACGGUCUAAUGACUAUGGUAUCCCAGUGGCUGUAGAGGUCACCUACGUACAGGACAACUUCCUCACCAGUGAUGUACUUAAUGAGAUGAUGCUGCUGGUUGACUACUACAGGGCAGCUCCAGACCUUGUUCAUUUCAGCCAGUACUGGUGUCCUGAUACGACCAUGAUGGACAAGAUCAAGGGCUCCCUGAGUUGCCAUGCCCCCAAAGACCAGGCAUACUCUCAGAUCUUAGAGCACGUCUACAGUCAGCUGAUCAACCUGCAGUGAGCAGUGAUCUGCUCUGCAUGCGUGCAUGUGGCCGCUAUGCGUCUCAAAGUCCUUCCACUUCAAAAAACCUGUUGUGCAGAGCUGAUGAGCGUACAAUGUUAAAAAAACCUGCUUGAAAAAACAUAUAGAUGCCUUGAAAACGCUCAUCCUCGAGCGGUACUUAAUUUUUGAUACAGCAUUAUUGUCAGUUCAACACUGAAGGCACAAAACCUGUGAAGUUCGUACUAACCACUGAUGAAAACCAAGAAAUGCACAACUGAUGCACAAAACCAGACCAGAGAACAUGAGACUAAAGAGUGAUAAAAAAAAAAACAUUAUGUUGCCGAAGGACACUAAAGAUUUUAAGGACCAGAAGUCAGCCUGUGUUUAUGCCUCAUACCUUUUACAAAUGGACCUAUAUGUGCCUAUCUGUGCCAGUAUCCUGUGGUAUGAACAGAUAUUGCCAGAUAUGUACAAUGUUUAUGUUUAAUGUGUUGUAAUUGCCUUUUUAGACUAAAACCAAUGAGGCAUUUGGGAAAUAAAGUGAUAAUGAGUAGGGCAAAAUAUACUACAUUAGCAAAGUAUGCAAAUAUUUCUUGGUUUGACCUAAACUGUACUUUACAUUAGGUUUUGUGAAUGUUUAGGUUUCUCAAGUAAAAUUAGAGGGUUACAAUGUGGUGCAGGUGAUUCCAUUAUGCCGAGCAAGUCUUUGUUAUUUUGUUUUGUUUAUCCAGUAGCCUAAUGAACCGGGUGUGUGUGUGUGUGCUGUGUUGUGAAUGUGCCCCUCUACUGUUGGUUGGGACAGAUAUUUGCCCCUCUUUACCUGUACUGUAUUUAUUACUAACUGUGGAUUGUUUGAUGAACAUGUAUGAAGACAGAGCAAUGCCUUAAGCCUGCUGAUUGAUGAUCCACAAAACAUUAAAAUAUACACACUGGAACUA